AUGAUUACUCCAUUUUUCACAAUAACUCAAAAUGAAGAAUUCAUAUAUAUUGAUGUAAAGAUUUCACAUAUACGGUUCAGUGCACCAAAUAUUGAGAUGAUUGUUAAAAACGAAUUAUUUAUAUUCUCAUUACCACCUUAUUAUUUGAGACUAAGAUUUCCGUAUCCUUGUAUAGAUGAUGAAAGGUCUCAUACAGAAUUUGACUCCAAGUCAGAAAGUGUUAAAAUAAAAAUACCAAAGGAAAAUAAAGGUCAAUUUUUUCCUGAUUUAGAUUUGACUGCAAAAUUAUUGGCAAGAAGUAAUAAUAACGAAGUACAAUCUACUGAACAGAGGAAACCACUAAUUGAAGAAUUGGAUGUGAAUAAUGAUAAUAUAAUAAACAGUCAAGCCGAAAAAGAUUUAAAUGAAGGUGAAAAUUUCAACUGGGAAGUUGAACAGGAAGUUCCAAAGAACCCUACAUUAGGACCAAAUAUACAAGAAGAUAAUACUUUAACACCAGAUGUAAAAUAUGGGUUCAAUAAUCAAUAUGAUGGUAUAGUUGGGGUUAGUGUCUCAAAUGGUAAUGAUAUCAAUGGUUUAGGUAACCCUGAACAAACUCCAGAAAAUGAUAGAAUAAUAGAAAGAUUGAUAAAGGAAAAUAUACAAUUUGAUCCAGAGAUUUAUGCUGCUGAUUAUAUUAUGGAAAAGUACCCAACGCCAGAUGAUGACAAGAAUUUCAAAGAGUUAAUAGAUUGGAAGAAUCCUCAAAUUAUGAAAUUUCUCAAGUGGUAUAAGUCCCAACAACAACUACAAGAAAAAGAUCGUCAAUUCAUCAUGCCAAUAGAAUUUAAUAAAAAAGAACAAGAACAAAUGAUGGAUUUACCAAGAAAAAGUUAUUUAGUAGAUGAAUCAUAUAAACCACAAAUAUUAAUUACUAUACUAAGUUUAUUAUUUGCAUAUCAAUUUGACAUGAGAGAGACUGAAGGUGAACACAAUGUCGAAAGUGCAUGGACAAUAGGUAAAAUAACACCUCAAUUUUCUUAUUUAGACUCAAAAUUGAAUUUGAACUCCAAUGACAAUUUAUUGAGAUCAGCUAUAAUAAUAGGUGUUAGAAGAGCUUUAACAUUUCCCCUUCAUAGAAGUUUUAAAUUAUGUGAAAAAGUAUGGGAAGAUGUUUAUUAUAACUUAAGAGGUGGUAAAAGAUUGGUACUACAAUCAUUAUUAGACUUAAAGGAGUUGUUCAGGUAUCAUGAUAUCUAUUAUGUAUAUGAUAAGAUUUGGAUAGAAGAUUUAUGUUCUUAUUUAAUAAGUGAUAAUAUUUCUGAGUCGACUAUAAGAUCAUUAGCUCAUGAUUUAAAGAAAAAUUUAGAUGAGAUCAAAAAAUCCGAUAUAACAUUUGAAAAAGCUGAUGAAGAGAAAAUAGAAAUUGAUCAAGACGGUAUUGGAGAACAAGAACAGGAAGAUGAUGAAAUGGUGGUUUUGAGUUUGGAAGAUAUCGAAGAAAUGGCUGAGAAUCUGUACAAAGAAUAUCAAGAACAACAAUAA
Messenger RNA from Lodderomyces jiufengensis, 1524 nucleotides. RefSeq names its product Hsp90 cochaperone. The coding region runs from base 1 to 1524 and encodes 507 amino acids. The transcript has a single exon. Gene Ontology annotation, cellular component: nucleoplasm; cytoplasm. The record is from RefSeq and is a predicted model, not a curated record. Gene Ontology annotation, biological process: box H/ACA snoRNP assembly. NCBI's taxonomy places the organism in Eukaryota, Fungi, Ascomycota, Pichiomycetes, Serinales, Debaryomycetaceae.